Molecule: messenger RNA, 4352 nt
Organism: Vicia villosa (hairy vetch)
Lineage: Eukaryota; Viridiplantae; Streptophyta; Magnoliopsida; Fabales; Fabaceae
Product: putative disease resistance protein At3g14460
Exons: 6
Coding region: 75-3632 (1185 amino acids)
Biological process (GO): defense response to other organism
Molecular function (GO): ADP binding
Source: RefSeq, a predicted model, not a curated record
UCUACAUCCACUCUUCAUUUUGUUAUUUCUUUCUCAACCCAUUAUUCUUCAUCUUGUUACAAACAAAGUAACAAAUGGAGGCCAUUCAGACAGAACUCUCAAAUUAUGUGAAGGUGUUGUUAGAAAAGAUUGUUUCUGUUCUAAGCUUGGACAACUGCGGGUACAUGAUGAGUAGCAGCGUUUCACUCUUGAAAAAGAUGGAGAAAACACUGGUGGAUCUUCACGGUGUUCUUUACCAUCCUAACAACAAACUCAUCCCCACUCAAGCUAACAACAGAUUGCUGCGUUUGCUGAGACAUCUUGUUUUUCAUCUUGCCAGUUUGCUUGACAAAAAUGAUUUUUUAUGGUAUGCCAACCAUUCUCGUUUAUCUUUUUCCAUUGCAGCGAUUAAGUCUAAAACGGACACUUUAAAACAAAUAUUACAACUUGCUGAUCAUGAUGAAUCUUCUAUUUAUGGAAGAGACCCUGAUGUUGAGAAACUUAUACAUCUUUUGUUGUCUAGUAGUAGUGAUGAUGAUAGUAAAAUUAGAGUGAUUUCCAUUCUUGGUAUGGGAGGGAUUGGUAAAACAGCCCUUGCUAAACACCUUUUCAAUCAUCCUCAAGUUAACGCCAAAUUUGAGUUCAAAUUGUGGGCAAAUUUCUCAGAUGAUGUUGAUGAUUCCAGUGUUUUUGAAAACAUACUUGAAUCUAUUACUUCAAAAACAACCAUUAAUGGAGUUUACCCAAAACUUUUGCUGGUAUUAGAUGGUGUGUGGGAUGCAAGAUCUGUCAAUUGGACAUUGCUGAUGAAUAUCUUAAAUGCUGGGGUAUCAGGAAGUAGGGUCAUCGUCACAACACGAGAUGAAAGAAUUGCAAUAUCCAUGCAUACCUUUCUUUCUGUCCAUUAUCUCAGACCCUUGAAAGUUGAAGAUUGUUGGGCUUUACUAACCGAACAUGCAUUUGGAGCACACAACUACCAUCAACGAUACUAUCUAGAAGAGAUUAGCGCAUCUAACAAAGAAAUGCGAGAAAAGAUUGGCCGAAAAAUUGCAAAAAAGUGUGAUGGAUUACCAUUGGCUGCUGUAGAACAUGGGGCUAUUCUUGGCAUCUCAUUGGACCCAGAUUUUUGGAAUUAUGUGCUACAAAGCCACGCUCGCAAUACAGCUUAUGAGGUGCUAGCUUCUCUCAAAUUGAGCUACAAUUUUCUCUCUGAUCCUUUAAAACAGUGUUUUCAAUAUUGUUCAAUUUUUCCAAAAAAGUCCAUCUUAGAAAAAAAGAUGGUAGUUCAUUUGUGGAUUGCAGCAGGCUUACUAGAAUCAUCCUCCACAAAUCAAGAAAAAGUUGGAGAAGAAUACUUUGAUGAGCUUGUGUCAAGGUCGUUGAUACAUCGGCGAUCUAUUAGUGACGAGGAAGGAAACUUUGGAAUGCACAACUUCAUCCAUGAUUUAGCCAGAGACGUUUCAUUUCUAGAGAUUUCAUCUUCAUACUGUAUCGAUAUGGACAAACAUAACCUACUUGAUUGGAUGCAGAAUUUCUCAUACAACAGAGGGACAUAUGAUUCAUAUGACAAAUUUUAUAUGUUAUAUGGAGUAAAAGGAUUAAAAGGUCUGCGUACCUUUCUAGCAUUCCCAUUACAAGAACAAUUGCCUCUUUCUUUGCUAUCAAACAAGGUACUAUAUGACUUGCUGCCAAAAAUGAAACAAUUACGCAUGUUGUCUCUGUCAAGCUACAAGAGUAUUACCAAAGUUCCCAACUCUAUUGGAAAUUUGUUCUACAUGAAGUACUUAAAUCUUUCUCAGACUAAUAUUGAAAGGUUGCCUUCUGAAAUAUGCGAGCUUUACCAUCUGCAGUUCUUGUUGUUGGCAGGCUGUAAAAGGCUCACUGAAUUACCGGAGGACAUGGGAAAAUUGAUUAGUUUGCGCUACCUUGACGUUAGUAACACCGCAUUGAGGGAAAUGCCCGUACAAUUAGCCAAACUAGAAAAUCUCCACACUUUGUCUGAUUUUGUUGUCGGCAAACAAAAUGGUGGAUUGAAUAUUGCGGAGCUAGGAAAACUUCCCCACCUACAUGGAAAACUUUCAAUCUCACAGCUACAGAAUGUUAAUGACCUCUUUGAAGUAGAUCGAGCCAAUAUAAAGAUGAAAGAACAAAUAGACGAGUUAGCUUUGGAAUGGGAUCUUGAUAGUACUUUUUUAGAUUCACAAAUUCAAAGUGUUGUACUUGAAAAGUUGCGACCCUCAACAAAUUUGAAAAGUCUCACCAUCAAAGGCUAUGGUGGAAUCAACUUCCCCAAUUGGUUAGGUGAUUCUUUAUUUAGCAACAUGGUGCAUUUAAGGAUCUCGAAUUGUAAUGAUUGUUUAGGGCUUCCAUCCCUUGGAAAAUUGGGUAAUCUGAAAGAACUCGUUAUUGAAGGGAUGCAAUCAGUGGAGACAAUUGGUAUUGAAUUCUAUGGAAGUGGUGAUUCUUCAUUUCAACCAUUUCCCUCUUUGGAGAGUCUACACUUUGAGAAUAUGCAAGAGUGGAAGGAAUGGGACUUGAUUGGAGAUACGGCUACAACGUUUCCUAAUCUAAAAACUUUAUCGCUAAGAAAGUGCCCGAAACUGAUUGCUGGAAACAUAACUGAAAAAUUUCCUUUCUUAACUGAACUUGAGUUAAAAGAAUGUCCUUUACUGGUACAAUCAAUGCCAUUAUCUGAUCAUGUAUUCAGGCAACUGAUGUUCCCUUUGAAUCUUCUUCAACAGCUGACCAUAGACGGCAUUCCAUCUUCAAUGUCUUUUCCAACAAAUGGUCUACCAAAAACCUUGAAAUUUCUGAUAAUCAGUAACUGUGAAAAUCUAGAGUUCCUUCCUCGUGAAUACUUGUCCAAUUACACAUCGCUUGAAGAAUUGAAAAUAUCUUAUAGCUGCAAUUCAAUGACAUCAUUUACCUUGGGUGCUCUCCCUGUCCUCAAGAGUCUGUUUAUUGAGGGUUGUAACAAUCUGAAAUCAAUAUCAAUUGCAGAAGAUGUGUCACUAAAGAGUCUCUCAUUUCUUAGAAGCAUCAAAAUAUGGGAUUGUAAUGAAUUGGAGUCAUUUACCCUAGGUGGAUUGGCCACUCCAAAUCUUCUCUAUAUUGCAAUGUGGAAGUGUGAGAAGCUUCAUUCACUACCAGAAGCAAUGAACAGUCUAGCCGGCCUUCGAGAAAUGGAAAUUGAUAAUCUACCAAACCUUCAAUCUUUAGUCAUAGAUGAGUUGCCUAGUAGUUUACAAAAACUGUCUGUUGGCUAUGUUGGUGGGAUUAUGUGGAAUACUGAGCCAAGUUGGGAACAUCUCACUUGUCUUUCAGUGUUGCGAAUUAACGGUGAUGAUACGGUGAACAUGUUGAUGGGGCCACUGCUACCUACAUCGCUUGUGAAAUUGUGCAUUUGUGGUCUUAAUGAUACAAGCAUUGAUGAGAAGUGGCAUCAGCAUCUCACUUCUCUUCAAAACCUUGAGAUUAUUAACGCUCCCAAACUCAAGUCGUUGCCAAAGAAAGGAUUUCCUUCCUCACUUUCAGUACUAAGUGUGACUCGCUGUCCAUUACUAGAAGCAAGUUUGUGGAAAAAGCGGGGGAAAGAGUGGCGUAAGAUUGCUCACAUUCCCUCCAUAGUUAUUAAUGAAGAAUUGAUCACAUGAGUCUUGUUCGGAACUACAUUUUGUGUCACCCCUGCUUCUUCCCUAUCUUGCUGUUGUAAGAAGCCAAAUUCACCUCAAAACCAGCCACCAGGUCCAGUAAUUGCUUUUCUGUCCAGGAACAGAUGAAAAGGAGAAAACACCACUGACUCCAAAUAUGUUAGAUCUAGUAAGGGCUUAGUGUAAUUGAUGGCUUGCACCUAGAUAGCAGCAACAAUAUCUCUUUCUGUCAGGAGCGGAUGGGAAGGAGAAAUAGCAAUGUUGGCUAAAACAGAGAGUGUUGGCAUCAAUUGUGUUGGAAGGAGCUUGUUAAUGAUGCUACUCAUAAUUGCUUCAGUUAAUGCUGUGGACUAUCCAACUUAAUUCACUACCACAUUCAGAACAUGCAGGAAUUAUCGAACUGUGGUCUAACUUGCUAUGAAGAUUGAAUUGUAUGUUACCGUUGCUGCCAUUUUUUCUUGGAAGUCAGUUAGGCUGAUAGGGUUUGUAUUUGCUCAACUGGAGAGGUAGAUUUGUCCAACAGUUAUCUCAACAAAUCGAACUAUGUCAGAAUAACAGACAUAGUCCUCAUAUGAAGAAAACUAUUGUAUCUUGUUCAUCUUAUGAGGCUGAAUAUCGUACUAUUGUUGUUGUCAAUCUUGUCUUUCAUGAAAAGAUCAAAGCACAUGAACAUUGAUUCUAUAACUUAUUUAUGUUGAAGGUAUUGAAGAAAAAUGUUUUAUU